Messenger RNA from Paramecium sonneborni, 468 nucleotides. NCBI's taxonomy places the organism in Eukaryota, Ciliophora, Oligohymenophorea, Peniculida, Parameciidae. The record is from the annotation of a GenBank genome assembly.
AUGAAUUAGAAAACUUCUUUAAAAAAUACGGUAAUAGAGAAUAAGAAACCCAAUUAUAACUCAUAUUAACGUCUUUCAGUUUCUCAGUCAAACUUUAUUAAUGAAUUUUUCAACAGACAAAAAUUGUAUGAUGAUCGAUAUAAUGCAAACUAAUUCGAAAAGGAUAGCUUAAAAUUUAUCUCUUCUUAAAACAAAACAAAACUCAGUAAGUAUAAAGACAUAAUCGAAUCAGCAAAAUAAAGAUUUGCUUCAUCUCCAAAUAAUAUCAAAAAUAAUAUGAUAUAAUUAUAGUAGAACUCUAUUACAGAUAUAGUUGAAUAAUUGAGAAAUUAGAAAAGAGCUAAUAACGUUAUACUUAAAAAAAAUAUUAACAGCUCUAAGAAAUUUAAGUAAUUGAACUUAAAUUUUAUUUUACUACUAGCUAUUCCAUUAAUAUGCUUUUUAGUUGUACUUUUUGAAAUGAAAUGA